Messenger RNA from Capra hircus (goat), 1532 nucleotides. Its product is annotated as amine sulfotransferase. Gene Ontology annotation, cellular component: cytoplasm. Bases 70 to 951 code for a protein of 293 amino acids. Gene Ontology annotation, molecular function: sulfotransferase activity. NCBI's taxonomy places the organism in Eukaryota, Metazoa, Chordata, Mammalia, Artiodactyla, Bovidae. The transcript has 7 exons. Gene Ontology annotation, biological process: sulfation. The record is from RefSeq and is a predicted model, not a curated record.
UCCCUAACAUCCCUAAGGUUGUAUCAGAGUGAAUCCUGCUUCAUCAGUUCACCUCUAACAGUGAUAAUUAUGGAUGAUGAAGACAAAUAUUUAUUGAAAUUUAAAGGGUAUAAUUUUGAACGUUCUUUGGUUGAUAUUGACUUUCUAGAAAAUCUAGAUAACUUUGAAAUUAGAGAUGAUGAUGUCUUCAUCAUUACAUACCCCAAAUCUGGUACCAUCUGGACUCAGCAGAUAUUAAGCUUGAUUUACUAUGAGGGACAUCGUAACAGAACUGAACUUGUGGAAACAGUUGACAGAAGCCCCUUCCUGGAAUACAAUCUGCACAAAAUAGACUAUGAGAAGAGACCAUCCCCUCGCCUCUUUGCUUCCCACAUCCCGUACUAUUUAGCACCAAAAGGUCUCAAGAACAAAAAAGCUAAAGUAAUUUACGUCUACAGAAACCCCAAGGAUGUUUUGACCUCGUAUUUUCAUUUUUCUAAUUUGUUGAUUACAUUAGAAGCUUCAAAUAACAUAGGAGAUUUCAUGGAAAGAUUUCUAGAUGGAAAAGUGGUAGGAAGCUUUUGGGUUGAUCACAUCAGAGGCUGGUAUGAGCAUAGACAUGACUUCAAUAUUCUGUUCAUGAUGUAUGAGGAGAUGAAGAAGGAUCUCAGAAGUUCUGUGCUUAAAAUCAGCAGUUUUCUUGAGAAAGAACUGAGUGAAGAGGAUCUGGAUGCUAUUGUGAAUCAGGCUGCAUUUAAGAAUAUGAAAGUUGAUCCUCAAGCUAAUUAUGAUAGCAUUCUGCAAAAUGAAAUCGGGAUGAGAACAAACAAGGGACAAUUCCUGCGCAAAGGUACUGUUGGAGACUGGAAACAUCACUUGACCGUGGAGCAAAAUGAGCGAUUUGACAGAGUAUUCCAAAGGAAGAUGAAAGAUUUUCCCUUGAAGUUCAUCUGGGAAAUAGAUGAGGAGUAGAAUCAGUGGAAAAAUAUAAUACUACUGUAAAAAUCUAACAACUGGAAAGCAUAUUUUAAUAUACACAUUAAUUUGUGCUUCUCAUACAAAUGUUAAUUAUAAAACUUUAUUAAUUGACAAAAUCAGUAAACUCUGCUUAGAUUCAUUUCCAUGCCUUUAAUGAAGCUUUGACAUUUCACCAAUUAUAAUGAUUUGGAUAAUCUGCAGUGUUAGCCUUUAUGAUAAAGUGAAAGAAAGAAAGCAUGCAACAUGAAUAGUUUGAGAGUGUUUUCCAUAGCAGGCAUUCAUUAUUUAUCUAUAAUUUUCAAAUUGAAAUUUGAUAAUUUGGCUUUGAAUCAAUGUGACUAAUGAGUAAAUAAAGAAAUCACAUGCAUCUGAGAAGCAGAUUCAUCUAUUUAAUGAUUUACCAAUUCACAAAGUUUAUACUAAGGAGUUAAGUUUCAAAGGUAGAUUGAUCAUCUAAUAGUCUAAUUAUUUAACUAUUUGGAUGGAAAGAAAUAUUUGUAUCUAUAUGACUCACUAAAGUAAUACUAUGUGUAUCUAAGAGUUGCAUAUUUAGAAUAAAAUUACUUUGAACAAGA